Messenger RNA from Durio zibethinus, 1077 nucleotides. Its product is annotated as photosystem I reaction center subunit III, chloroplastic-like. The record is from RefSeq and is a predicted model, not a curated record. Lineage: Eukaryota; Viridiplantae; Streptophyta; Magnoliopsida; Malvales; Malvaceae. Gene Ontology annotation, biological process: photosynthesis. Gene Ontology annotation, cellular component: chloroplast thylakoid membrane; photosystem I; photosystem I reaction center.
AGGUUCUAAAACUUAUCCCUCCCUCCCUCCUCCCCACUGUCUUUCUCUUUCUUCAUCAACAAAGAAACCCCCCCAGAAAAAGAAAAAAAGAACAAGCCCAAGAUGUCUCUUACAAUCCCAACUAAUCUCUCAAAACCGCUUUUGAAGCCAAAGCUAAAAUCCCAAGUAACCACCACCCCUAAAGUUUCAAGAUCAUCGGUGGUAUGCUCCAGCACUCCAUCCUCAGACAAGUCGGCUUCACCACUCCAAGCCUUCUCAGCCGCUUUUGCCCUUUCUUCCAUUCUUCUUUCUGCUCCACAGCCUGCUGUUGCUGACAUUUCAGGGCUGACACCAUGCAAAGAGUCCAAGCAAUUCGCCAAACGUGAAAAGCAGCAGAUCAAGAAGCUCGAAUCAUCGUUGAAGCUUUACGCACCCGACAGUGCACCAGCUCUCGCUAUCAAAGCAACCAUCGAGAAAACCAAGAGACGGUUCGACAACUAUGGGAAAUACGGGCUGCUUUGUGGCUCUGAUGGGUUGCCUCAUUUGAUAGUGAACGGUGACCAGAGGCAUUGGGGUGAGUUCAUCACACCAGGUCUGUUGUUCUUGUACAUCGCUGGAUGGAUCGGGUGGGUUGGAAGGAGCUACCUGAUUGCUAUACGUGAUGACAAGAAGCCAGCCAUGAAGGAGAUCAUUAUCGAUGUGCCUUUGGCUGCCAGUCUGCUCUUCAGAGGCUUUAUUUGGCCUGUUGCUGCCUACAGAGAGCUUAUCAAUGGUGACCUUGUUGUCAAGGACGUGUAAUCUCCUCAGAUAUUGAAUGGAACGACUAGUGGGAUGGGAAAGAAUAUGGUAGUGCUUAAGACUGAACAUUGUUUGUGUAAAAGAGGCGUCUUGGGAAAUUUCUUGUACUUAAAUGUAAAUUUAUUUUACUGUAAUGCUAGUAUAAAACAUUUGGAGCUGAUCGACUUUCCUUUUCAAACUUUGUUAAUGGUGGGUGUUGACAUGCUAUUAUAUGGUAGGUAAACCAACACCACGGAAUUGUUAAGCCGAUGCUGAAAAUAUGAGUAUCAAUUAGAUAGAAUAGAAUGGAGAAAUUCAUGA